Metarhizium album ARSEF 1941 is the source of this 162-nucleotide messenger RNA. RefSeq lists its product as uncharacterized. The coding region runs from base 1 to 162 and encodes 53 amino acids. The transcript has 2 exons. NCBI's taxonomy places the organism in Eukaryota, Fungi, Ascomycota, Sordariomycetes, Hypocreales, Clavicipitaceae. The record is from RefSeq and is a predicted model, not a curated record.
AUGAAGACGUCCCUCGCUCUCGUCCUCAGCGUCGCCGCCUCCGUCGUCAGCGUCAGCGCCGGCAUCGUCAUCACGCCCAUCCACCCCGACCAGGUCGUGCCCAGCAACAGCGGGGAUUGUUUCUUCGGGGUCGUCACGCCCCAGGGAUGCGGACGCAGGUAG